AUGCCUGGAUCCAAUCGCAAUAGACCGCCUGUUCCACUUCCUACUGAGCAUUUGGACGACCUUAUCGCCACGGAAAGAGCCGCUCGUACACAUCCUGAUGCACCUCCUCAUCUACCACCUUUGUCGUUCGUCGACCAUGCCGAGGAAAUGAGCGGAAUCCUGUAUGCGCCAGAACUCACCGCGCCUCCUCCAACAAUCUGGCUGCCAAAUGAUUCUGCUGGCAUCGCUCGCUCAGAAGCAUACGACUUGCAGCAUUAUCAUCAUCUCUCCACCGUAAUAGACGUCCGUUCGCCGUCAGACGUCGCAACACCGCGACAGUCUGUCGAAGAAAGGCGAGGGACUACCCGCAAUCGUUAA
Serendipita indica DSM 11827 is the source of this 357-nucleotide messenger RNA. NCBI's taxonomy places the organism in Eukaryota, Fungi, Basidiomycota, Agaricomycetes, Sebacinales, Serendipitaceae. The record is from the annotation of a GenBank genome assembly.